Molecule: messenger RNA, 1095 nt
Organism: Stereum hirsutum FP-91666 SS1
Lineage: Eukaryota; Fungi; Basidiomycota; Agaricomycetes; Russulales; Stereaceae
Gene: GP
Product: generic class II peroxidase
Exons: 9
Coding region: 1-1095 (364 amino acids)
Biological process (GO): hydrogen peroxide catabolic process; response to reactive oxygen species; cellular response to oxidative stress
Molecular function (GO): heme binding; peroxidase activity
Source: RefSeq, a predicted model, not a curated record
AUGCUUUCAUUGUUGGUCCUGCUUCUUCGCGUCGGCGGUGUCUUACUUCUAUCGGCCCAGCUGCAGGUCGCCCGCGGUAUUUCGAUCGGCUCAAGCCGUAGAGAAGCCUGUCCAGACGGAAUUCACUCGACCAACAACGCCGUCUGCUGUCCUCUCUUUGCCCUCCGGGACACACUUCAGACCAGCGUGUUCGAAAAUACAUGUGGCGCCAACUCCCGCCUAGCACUUCGUCUCACGUUUCACGAUGCACUGGGGUAUUCAACGACGCGUAACAUGGGAGGCGGAUCCGAUGGUUCUAUCAUUCAAUACGCGGAGAUCGAGACAGCAUACCCGGCGAAUGCGGGGUUGAAUGGCAUUAUUGGACAGUACUUGGACUUUUACAAGAAUAAUCAGGUCCCGCUCAGCUAUGGAGAUUUUAUUCAGUUCGCGGGUGCCGUAGCUAUGACCAACUGUCCAGGAUCUCCAACGUUACAAUUCUUCAUGGGUCGCCCCGACGCUAAAGGACCUGCAUUGAAUGGAGCAAUAUCUAAUGCACCUGACUCCUCGGAUGUGAUACUUGCCCGCUUCGCAGAUGCAGGCUUCAACAGCGACGAAGUCGUGACUCUGUUGGCGUCACACUCUGUUGCCAAACAGUCUUCCCUUUCUAGUGCUCCUCUCGAUAGCACGCCUGCUCUUUUCGACACGCAAUACUAUGCUGAGACCAUGCUGAAGGGUACGGUAUGGCCUGGCGCUCCGAAUAUUACUGGCGAAGUCAUGUCUCCGACCCGCUCACAAGUACGACUGGCCUCUGACGUGUUCAUCGCACAGGAUCCUCGUACCGCUUGCAAGUGGCAAGGCUACGUCAACGAUCAGCAAAGGAUGCAGUCCGAUUUCCAAGCUGCCAUGCUCAAAAUGUCGCUUCUGGGUCAGGAUCAAAGCGCUCUCACUGACUGCUCAGACGUCAUCGAGAAUGCACCGCCGCUCCCUCAACCGGCGACAUAUUUUCCGGACAAUUUCACGGUGGCGGAUGUCAACCAAACAUGUUCUAGCACGCCCUUCCCAAAUCUUCCAUCCGCCCCAGCUCCCAUCAUUUCCGCCACCGCGGCCGAUCGUUGA